Messenger RNA from Ilex paraguariensis (yerba mate), 459 nucleotides. Lineage: Eukaryota; Viridiplantae; Streptophyta; Magnoliopsida; Aquifoliales; Aquifoliaceae. The record is from the annotation of a GenBank genome assembly.
AUGGCCAAGGCUAAUGAUUUUUUCAUCCCCGGACUCAACAUACCUGGUAACACAUCUAAUAAAAUUGGGUCCAUGGUCACGCCACUAACGGUUGCUCAAAUUGGUGGACUAAACACCCUUGGCAUUUCAAUGGCACGCCUUGAUUUUGCACCAUAUGGCCUCAACCCUCCUCAUACACAUCCUAUUGGUACUGAGAUCCUCACUGUCAUGGAAGGUGCCCUCUAUGUGGGGAUUGUUACUUCCAAUCCCGACAAUCAUCUCAUAAGCAAGGUCCUAUACCAAGGAGAUGUGCUUGUGUUCCCUAUUGUGGCUAUUGCUGGGCUGAGCAGUCAGAAUCCAAUAGUAAUCAUCAUUGCAAAUGCAGUGUUUGGGUCAAAGCCACCUAUCUCUGUUGAUGUUGUCACCAAGGCCUUUCAGGUUGACAAAAAUGUGGUUUACUAUCUUCAAACUCAAUUCUAA